CUCCCUGACCUUCCUACUUAACCACCCAACCUUGUCCUAACGACACCAAACUCUCUACAAAAACCCCCUCUGAAGAACUCCUUCAAUCCUUCACUGGCCCCCCACCCUCCCAAUUUAAACGCACCGUUUCGUACAACAAAUCCAUCUCCGUCGCCACACAAAAGCUUAACAAAGACUACCCAAUAUGGCUGCACUACCAAAUCUCACCGGACUUCAGAUCGAGGCGACGUCGUUUCCACCGUCAGUCAAACCCCCCGGCUCCGCCAACACUCUGUACCUCGGCGGCGCAGGGUUUAGGGGGCUGGAGAUUCAGGGGAACUUCGUGAAGUUCACAGCGAUUGGCGUGUACUUGGAGGAUAAGGCCGUGCCUCUGCUUGCCGUUAAGUGGAAGGGCAAGACCGCCCAGGAGCUGACGGAGUCCGUUGAGUUCUUCAGAGAGAUCGUUACAGGUCCAUUUGAGAAAUUCACACAGGUGACAACGAUACUGCCACUAACCGGCCAGCAAUACUCGGAGAAGGUUUCGGAGAAUUGCGUUGCGAUUUGGAAAUCAAUCGGAAUUUACACUGAUGCAGAAGCCAAGGCCAUUGAGAAGUUCCUUGAGGUCUUCAAGGAUCAAAACUUCCCACCUGGCGCCUCUAUCCUUUUCACACAAUCUCCCAAUGGAUCAUUAACGAUAAGCUUCUCCAAAGAUGCAUCCGUACCAGAAGCUGGGAACGUGGUGAUCGAAAACAAACUGCUUUCGGAGGCAGUUCUAGAGUCGAUCAUCGGAAAGCACGGCGUUUCUCCUGGAGCAAGGCAGAGUGUAGCUGCGAGGUUAUCUGAAUUGUUGAAGUAGAGUUGUCAAAAUGAGGCAGGAAAUGGGAAAUUGGAAACCCAGUUAUACAAGAGAAAUGGUUAAUGUUGGAUGGAAACUGAGAGAGGAGAAAUAAAAGUUUCUGAGUGAUGUUCUUCUGUAUUUUGUGAUUUAUCUACAUAUAAUCUAUGAAGCUACGAAAGUGCUCUGUCUUGUUUAACUUUUAAGAAAAUGGUCAUUAUGUAUGAGAAGUAACAGUGUUGUUUUGUCGUGCUUAA
Molecule: messenger RNA, 1071 nt
Organism: Prunus dulcis (almond)
Lineage: Eukaryota; Viridiplantae; Streptophyta; Magnoliopsida; Rosales; Rosaceae
Product: chalcone--flavonone isomerase
Exons: 4
Coding region: 185-835 (216 amino acids)
Biological process (GO): flavonoid biosynthetic process
Molecular function (GO): chalcone isomerase activity
Source: RefSeq, a predicted model, not a curated record